UUUAAAUAUACAAAAUGUUAAUAUAAAAAAUCAAGGAUACUUUAACUUGAGAGUCGAGACGAGAAUAUUGUGGAAAUCACACCGUACCGAAUUUGAUUAAAACCCCCCACCCCUCUCCUCCCCGGGAAAAUUUUCGCCGGUGGCGAACUCAAGAGACUCGAAAGUGCUGCCGAGACACUCCUCGGCGAGAGCAGAGCGCCGUUUUGGACAUGGCCGACGAAGCAGCGGCGGACUCGCUGCUCGACGUCGAGCGGCAGGAGGCGGCGCUGGCCUCCGACGGCGACGCGGAUUUGCAGGCUUUCCGCGAGGCGGUCCAUUCGUUGCCUUCCGACGCCGUGAAGGACCUGAUGUCGGCAUGGGUAUGUAGCCGUUGCAUCUUUCGGCUCUUUGGACUCACAGAACCAUGCUCUUGUCCUUGUCUUUCGCCCUCCGUCUUCACUGAACGCCUAAUGCCGGAAAAUUUAGUUGGAAGUCUGAUAGAUGGUGGGAGUUCAGAAAGUGAACACUCGACCAGUCUACCUGAGCCGGUUGUAUGCAGCGUUUGUUUAGGUAUCUUGCAAUUUUAUCACAACAAUGAUGUCCAACUGUUGGUGUCAAAGGAUGGUAUGAAUGAUCUGGCUGCUUCAAUUGCUGAGCUGGUCAAGCAAGAAGGUCACCAAACUGAUAGUUUCUCUCUUGAAGUCUCGAUACCAUCAAUUACAUUGGAUAAUGAACGCGUUAUUAUGUCAUAUAUGAGCAGAAAAUACGGAUCUCAACUUUAUUCUCAGGAAAGAUCAUUUUCUGAAUGCAUCUGUUUGAAGAAUGCCUUGAAGUCCUUGAUCAAAGCUCCUCUUGAAACGUUGUUGGGCGUUAAGUAUGGCCAAGGCCCUCUUCACAUCCGUCUGACGUACUCUGAAUCAUCAAAAACAAUUGAGAAAUCAGUUGAGCACAAGUUUGGUGCAACUUCAAAGAGAAGGAAGAAAGGCAAUGAGAAUGGCUUAGAGACAGUUGAUGGAUUAAUGAAUUCCGGCAUUGGAUGUAUUGCUACAGGAGUAGGGCAUUCAGUAGUCACUGACACACCCGUGAAUGGUCUUCAGCACCAUCAGAGUUCUGAUUUCUCUAAAUUGUUGCUAGAGAAGGUAAGGAGACCCUGCAGCCUCUCAUUUCAUUGCAACAGGGACCCUAUCUACUUUGGUGGCAGGUAUUUAAAGUAUUCAAGAAAUGUCAGUCAAACUUGUUGGAUGAUCGAUGAAGAUAGAAUGGGGGAGGCAUCCGUUGAGGAAAUUAUUAGCAGCUGUAUUCUUCUCAUGUGCAGAGGUGACAAGUACAAGUUUCAUGCUGCUGGCAGAGAGGAUAUGGAUGUUCGUAUGUUGGGUUCUGGUCGACCUUUCUUGGUUGAGAUACAAAAUCCGCGACAUGUCCCAUCGGAUGUCUUGGUAAAGGAUAUAGAACACAAAAUUAAUAGCUCAAGGGAGAAACUGGUUAGAGUAAAAAAUCUCAAGUUGGUUGGAAGUCAGGGGUGGACAUUGAUGCGUGAAGGAGAAGCAGAAAAGCAGAAGCAGUAUGCUGCAUUGGUGUGGAUUUCCCGGCCUCUUGAGGAUCCUGAUUUGCUGUCUAUAUCUUCAGUCAGAGAUAUGUGUAUUCUGCAAAGGACCCCAAUAAGGGUGCUUCACCGUCGGAGUCCAUUAGAUCGUGAAAAAAUAAUACACUGGAUGAAGAUCGAAAGGAUUGGGGGAACUUCACAGUACUUCAUUUUGCAUUUGUGUACACAGGCGGGCACAUACAUAAAGGAGUUUGUUCAUGGGGAUCUGGGCCGUACACAUCCGAGCGUUGGAUCAAUGCUAGGUUGCCGGGCUGAGAUACUGCAGCUUGAUGUUACGGAUGUCAAAAUGGACGUCUUUUGACUAAAACCCUUCGUAGAAAAACGAAUCAUUGGAUGGUUUCUCGAGUACUGAGAGGAGGGAGGACGGACAAGGUUUCCUUUUCUCCUUUGUUUUAAUGUACUUUUGGAUAUACUAUGUUCAUUUCCUCUGCAAGAAAAGUGCGUGAUCUCCUGGUCUGAUGGAACCA
Molecule: messenger RNA, 2049 nt
Organism: Rhodamnia argentea
Lineage: Eukaryota; Viridiplantae; Streptophyta; Magnoliopsida; Myrtales; Myrtaceae
Product: tRNA pseudouridine synthase Pus10
Exons: 15
Coding region: 210-1883 (557 amino acids)
Biological process (GO): tRNA pseudouridine synthesis
Molecular function (GO): RNA binding; pseudouridine synthase activity
Source: RefSeq, a predicted model, not a curated record